ACUUGCCAGAGGAGGGAGUGACUGUCAGUCAGUGGAACAGCCACGUCACGCGCACUUUGGAUAUUUGACUCACAUUUUGUUCGUUUUCGCUUAAAUUAACUCCCAGAUAACGAGGUUCGGGACCAGAACUCUAAAGAACCACUCCGGUUUAAUAAGGUUUUCCUCUGAUAGUUCUUGGAGGUGUUGGAUCCGUGGUCCCGGUUCGGAGGUUUCUGCUGCCCUCUAGCGGCCUUCAGGAGGCUGUUCAGCCCGGGCUCGGUAACCUCCUCCCCGGCCGCCUCUCUCUCUGUGUUUGUGUAUGUGGAAUGCGGGUCAAGCGGAACUCACGGCAGAAACUGCGCUUCAAAUCUCACUCAAACCCCGGCGUGCAUCUGCCUGGCGUGCUCUGUAUGUACUGUCACAUUUAUCCUCAACUAUACACCUGUUUCUGUCAUGAUGUGCAGCUCUCUCAGAGGGUUCUGUGGACGGGUUUUGGACGGGUUUAUACAGCCCUGCUCUGGUCGCAGUCCGCUAGGAAAACGCGACAUCGUCAUUUAAAAUGGCGCCAAAGAUUAACCUCAGCCAGUGGAGCGCUGCUUCAAAAUGCCACACCGUGCCCUGCUGGUUCCGAGUUAAGAUAUCAGUGCAACAUUUCUGCUGUAAUUAUCAUUUUUAAAGGUGUGUUUACGUUUGCUCCAGGUAGUUAAACCGAGUCAGUUAUUGACCCCUAACCUUUGACAGAUACCCGGGACGGUGUGGUUUAAUGUGGGGCACAGCUAACGAGCUAACCGCUGAUACCAACCAGGAAUAACGUCAACCCGACGUCGCUGCGUCUGAUUAAAAACAUACAUUUUAAACGAGGAAUUAAUCCGAUUUAAACAGUUGAGAGUUUAUUUUAAGCACUGCGUGAAACCCAGUUAAAAAUAUUCCCGUUAUAAACAACAUUUCCAGUGGAGUUGCCGGGUGUGGGUGGGCCGCGUGUUGCAUAACGGUAGAUGGGAAAACUCGCUCGGUGGCUAACGUUAGCCCGCUAUAAUACGCUGUUUAUUAACAGGACUGCACGACUUUACCAUGAUCGUGACUGUAGAUUUUGCUAAGUUUACACGAAUAGAUAAAUCACUUAAACGCGUGAGUGUAUUAACAGGGGGAUAGUGGGUGUAAAAGUUGUUUUGCUAACGUUAGCGGCUAGUUAGCUUCAUAUCCUGACGGCUGGAAAAAGGGGCGUCACACCAACAGGAGUUAGCCCGCUGUUAGCUGAGUUAGCCCGGGUAGGGGUGAGCGCCUUUCCCCCUUAUGAUCUCUCCGUGGAGAGUCUAAAAUGUUUCCACCUCUUUGUAGUUUCUGGCUUUUGCACACUGCAAACUCAGAGUGUUGUUUAUAGUCAGUGAUACAUGUGCUUACAGCUUGUUGUCGCUGCUAAACAGUGAGUUGGUGUUGUGUCGUUCGCGAACGAUUCGUGCAAAAGAACCGAAUCUUCAAGCGAGGCUGUGUCCGAAACGAAUCACUUAAUCCCUAACCCUCAUAUGGGGUUUCACUAUAUAGCUGACUAUGUAGUGAGAGCAAUUACAGAAGGUUUUGGACACUACAUGGCAGUGUUGUUUUCGCUGACGUAUGUUCGUCACGUCAUAAUAUUUUUUCAGUGCCCCUUUUUCCACAACGAAGACGUGACGUUGACGAGCUAAACAUGUCUUAGAUGACUAAAAUGUGACGAGACAAAUGUGCGUUUACGUUGACGAGUUCACAAGAUUUGGUGAUUUGUGAUUUGGUGAACGAAUCUUUUGAACAAAUCUUUUUAGUGAACUGAUUCUAGUGAUUCAGUACAUCUAAAAGAAGCCACCGUAUGAGAAUUGGGUGGUUGUCAGAUAUGGACCUUUAGUUAUUUAAGUUCGUAUUCCUUUAUUACUUAUAUUAACUCUGUUUGUGACUGUUAACAUCUUGUCCAUUAUCCUAACGAGUGCAUAAGAACAAUUUAGUUUUUCUGCAACAUCUUUUCUGCAAAUAACUCUUUACAUAACAUGUUAUUUUCACUCCCUCGUGUUUUACACACAGCUGUUUUUGCCUCUGUAGUUAACUCUGAUGUAGUCCUUAUUUAUUUUAUCAUCAUGUCAGUAAUAUUUCUUGACUUUUGCUGUUAAAUUGUGCAAAACAACUUCUGUAAACUUAUAUUUUUAGCAUUAUCAGAAAUACAAAAGUGUCAUUCUCAAAUCUAAUGAAUCAGUUCAGAACUAGACGGGCUGCAGGAAUUUAAGACCCAAAUUAUUUUGUACCAAUCGAUGCAUAAAUAUGUGUUUAAAUGGUUGAAAUCUCAUGUUAAACUGUGCAGGUGCAUGCUCUCUGUGUUUUGACUCUUAAGUGUGCAGAAUAAUCCGUCAGGUUCACUGUCAGAUGUUGUGAUAUCAUGUUUUUCAGUUCAGAUUUCAUCAUUUCUGCAUUUUUUUCCGUUAUGUAAUCAGUUUUGUUUUAUUUUAACCUCUUCUCUGUUUUGUUUAGUGUCCUUAAGCCAGAGCCUCGCAGACACACAACAAUGAAGAGAAGCAGGCACCCGAGCAGCAGCGAUGACUCCGACAAUGGAAGUAAGCAAAGUAAUGUCUGUGCUGACUCACUCAUACUCAGUCCAAAUAUAGACCUGAAUGAGGUCAGUACGAGCCCGCCACCUUCCUCAGUUUCACUCAGAAAUUGCAGAGCAGCACUGUAACUUUGCCAACUUGAAGAGUUCUGACAGUAAAUUCCUACAUGGGGAAAAAAACAAAGAUCAUGUUUAUGAAGGGGUUUUCUCCAGGCUCUUCUCUUCCUCUUGAAAACGUGUCUUCACUCUUGUGCCAGGAAAUGUGUAUUUAUGUGCAAGAAAGAGGACAGCAGAAGGAGGUCAGAUUAAAGAAGAAGGAAAGGAGGCGUACAGGUUGAGAGACAGGAGACAGAGUAGAGACUGGAGGCCCAUUAGGACCUUUAAAAACACCCCGGCAGGUCAGAAAGAGGAGCUUUAAAAGCUGCACAAGACCUGAGCUGAAGAGCGCUUUAUUAUAUCUCAUGGACUCAUUGAGUAAGCUGUUAAUGAGUGAAAAUCAAAUUAAGGUUCAGAGACAUCUAAACAGACUGAUGGGUUAUCUGGAGCUUUCAUUUGAAGCUGUUAUAAAUAAAGGUUUGGUUCAGGAUAUCAAGGUCCCACAAAGGUGCUACUGUCUGUUUUUAGAAGCAGCUUAAACUCAAAUCAGAAGUGAAAUCAGAAAACUCAAGAUGUGCCGUUUUGACUAUUCAAAUGAGCCGGACGACUCGGGGAAAUCCAGACACACAUUUGGAGACGUUUGUUAGAGGAAAUGGAGAGACGUCGAAUAAUCUGUGGUGAUCUUCCUCCUCCUCCUCCAGGUAACUCCACCUGCUGGUCCCAACAUUCAUCACAGCCCAGGAGGGGGACCGGGCAGAAACCCUCAGAGGUAAGACCAACAGAAAGAAAAUUAUCAUUUAAUUGAAAUAUUCAAAGGAAUAAGUCAGUUUAUUAUUUUAUUUAUAGUAUGAAUACAGUCUUAAAGUUCUGUUUUUAUCGUCAUAAUUUCACCUCGGCCAUCAUAAUCAAACUGCCGCUCCUUUAGGCAGAAACUUAGCAGCUGUUAUCUGCUGUACAGUCUGUGGACUUGGAGCCUGCAGGCCACUGUACACGCCCUCAAACUGAGAGCCAAUCAGAUCAAAACAAAACAUUGACUCCAGUCCAAGCAGGAUCCUGAUUGGCCGAUUCUUGCACGGCUGUGUAAACACAACGUGGUACUUUUUAACCCUACAAACGCUGAUAUGAAGCAACUGCAGAGGGAGAGACUUUGUGUUUAUUGUAGUUGUAAACAUGUUUAUCUAAACUGUUUUUAUGAAUCAUUAUAAAUAAGCGACAUUAUUCUGUUUUGUUUCUUUGAGCUUCAACAAAGUUUCCUCGACCGACUCCAAAUUCUGUUCUUCUGCUGCAGGUUUUUAGGACAGACCUGAUCACCGCCAUGAAAGUGCACGACUCGUACCAGCUCAACCCAGAGGAGUACUACAUCCUCGCCGACCCGUGGAGGCAGGAGUGGGAAAAGGGGGUCCAGGUCCCCGUCAGCCCCCAAUCCAUCCCACAGCCUGUCGUCAGGUCAGACUAAAGAAAUCUGCAUCUUUUCUCACAGGAUCCAGUGAAUUGAUGAGUGCGGGUUUGUAAAGUGUGUCUCGUCUGUGCGAUGCAGGGUGUUGGCAGAAAAAGAGAAGGAGGUGAUGUUCAUCAGGCCAAAGAAGCUGAUCAGGACGUCGGGGACCGAGGCGUUGGGCUACGUCGACAUCCGGACUCUAGCAGAGGGAAUGUGCCGCUACGACCUCAACGAGGAAGACGUGGCCUGGCUGCAGAGCGUGAACCAGGAGUUUGCAGAGAUGGGUGAGUCAGUGACGUGAACCCUGAGACAAAUAUGGCCGACUUUAAGGAGACCCGGUUUCACCUUCGUUAUGUCAGUCCAGGACUCUCAAACUGGAAUCUGUGAAACUUUCAUUCCAGCACUUUUCAUCCUCUGCCUGUUUUUCCUCUCAUUUAAAGUGAGACUCAGCUUGUGGGUCGUUAGUUUCUUUACAGCUUUGUUGUUAUUAAACAACAGGAAAGUGACACCUCAACAAAAAUGGUCCAAGAUCAGCUGUUACCAGCGGCUCUAUCUUUGUUAGCUGCUGGUGUAGUGUUACCUACAGCGUGUGCUUUUAAGCCUUCAUGGAAGACAGCCCCAGGUUUUAACAGCAGCUGAGGCACAAAUCCUGCUCGUUUUGGCCUCUCGUUACAGAAAAAUUAUCAGUGAAGUUUCAGACAAAAACGUCGACUUUGUGGCCGUUAUUGUCCUGAAAACAUUAAAACUUCCAAGAGCGUUCAAAAGCAAGUUUAAAAGAGAUAAUGAAUCAAAAAAGUGCAGAACAGAGGUUUAGUUAAAAAAAAAUAAGAAUAACUUAAUUAUUAUGACUUUAUUAUUUUGCUAUUAUUUUUAUUUAGUUUGAAAAUAAACUAAAACAAGGAUCAGUAAAGUAGGUCUCCUUAAACAAAGACAGCAUUCCUUAGAUAUUAGUGCGUUUCUACAGAAGCACAUUGCAUUCACCAAAAAAAAGAAAGCUCAGUUUUUCAGAGUAUUUAUUUUCUUGCUUUGUUUUUCAGACUAAUUGUUUUUCCUAUCAUGAUAAUUUAAAAACAGACGCUUUCAUCCCCCUCUGCUGGGUUUAUUGGCCCACAUGUUCAAUUUAAUCAAGUUUUACUUUCGUUUGGGUUUGAGACACUCAGAGAUCCUCCUUUCUUUAAGUCAGACAGAUGGAAUCAUCAUUAGUUUGUCUUCUUUGCGUCGGCACUUCAGGAUUUACAAACCCUAUGUUUAACUAAUAAUACGCUUUACUCCCAUUGAUCCUGUAGUCAAAGUUAUCUAGGAGCUGGAGAAUCCACUGAUUCGGAGCAGCUGUGGUGGUUAACGUUAUCUGACUGUCUGAGAUUCUCGCAGGAUAUCUCGCUUAGUUAGGAAAAAAAAAUGUCCAAAAUACAGAAAGACAAAAAAAAUAGUCUGAAAAACAGAAAAAAAACAGUCAUUGCAAGUUGAUACUAAAGUUCUUUGUCAUAGUUUAGUUUAAAAAAAUGUUGCUGGAUGUCUGACAAACAUGUAGAGUUUUACUUUGUCUCUCUAUUCAUGUCUGUCUCUUUUUACAAAGUUUAUUUAAGUGAGGCACAGAGUCGAGUUUUAUUCAGUUUAUGAGCAGUUUAAUCGAAGUUUAUCUGAAGAACUGAGAACAGAAUAAAGUCAGAGUUUAUUCAGAGUCGAGGAUUCAGAGUCUUUUUUUAACCUUCUUUUGACCACAUGUUUGUGUCGACUACAUUCUGCCUCUUUCUUUGGGUCUUUAUGGUUCGAUGACUCACAGCAAACCUGUAAUUAGCUGUAAUUUCAGAGUUUAGUCGGUCGGGUUAUCUCCAAAAUGUCCGCUUGUUAAGAGAGCUUUUAGAAAAUGUUCACCGUGACUUAAACUCGUAAACCUCCCCCCUCCUGCUCCCUCAGCCUUGCCCCCGCUGGACGAGAUCACCGUGGAGCGCGUGAUGGAGGAGUUUGAGCGCUGCUGCCAUGACAACAUGACGCACGCCAUGGAGACGGAGGAGGGGCUGGGCAUCGAGUACGACGAGGACGUGGUGUGUGACGUCUGCCAGUCGCCCGACGGGGAGGACAACAACGAGAUGGUGUUCUGCGACAAGUGCAACAUCUGCGUUCACCAGGUCAGAGGUCAAAAACACACACGCACACACACACACACGCUCAUUUAACCAGCUCUACAUGAGAGGAAAACGCCAAAUGAAGUUAAAGUCUCAGCUGAUGAGACGUUUUAGUCGGAGUAAAAAUCAAACUGAAAGUGACUUUUCUCACAAACUCUCUGUGGUGUUACAUUUCUGUCUGGACGCUCAGCUGGGAUCUAUUUGCGUUUUUCUCGCCAGGCGUGUUACGGCAUCCAGAAAGUCCCCAAAGGCAGCUGGCUGUGCCGGAUCUGCGCCCUCGGCAUUCUGCCAAAGUGCCAGUUAUGUCCCAAGAAGGGAGGAGCCAUGAAGCCGACCCGGAGUGGAACCAAGUGGGUCCACGUCAGCUGUGCCUUGUGGAUCCCAGAGGUGAAGGAAACAUCCGCUCGUUUGGGUUUGACUGUGUUUUUAUGAGACGAUUUAACAGGCUGAAGUUGUUUCCUUCAAAUAAAUGAGCUUAGAUUUGUUGUUGAUUAUACGCUGAACAAAAAACGCGGCAAAACAACAAAGCACAGACGCUGCACAGGUGUCCUUUACUCCUCAUGACUCAGUGAAAACAAAGAUCCAUUUUCUGUGUUUGCUUUUCCAAAUGAGUCAACACCACCUGUGCUGAAACGUGAGCCACACGUGCCUCUCUCUCUCUCUCUCUCUCUCUCAUCAUGAUGUUUAAUCUGCCGCGCAGGUGAGCAUCGGCAACCCGGAGAAGAUGGAGCCGAUCACCAACGUGUCCCAGAUUCCCAGCAACAGAUGGGCUCUGAUCUGCUGCCUGUGCAAAGAGAAGACGGGAGCGUGCAUCCAGGUAGAGCGCCGCUCACGCUUCACUCACUCAGCGCAGAAAUGAGAGACGUUUAAUGAGACGUGAAGAAGCCGAGCGUGAGCAAAUAUACUCCCCGUGUGAGCUGAGGAGCGAUGUCUUCAUGUGAGGCGUUCAGCAGAGUGAAGCAAACACUGAAACAAGAAGUGAAGAGUCGGCACAAAAACACUUUUUAUUUCUAUUUCAGGUUUGAUUUAGAGGAUAAAAGUAAAACAAAUCAGCGUAAAAUAAGAACAAUUUAAACUCUAAGCCAGAGGAUGAGGGGAGCUUGCUGUAUGAUCCAGCAGAGGGCGCUCUCAUCAUAAUCAAGCCAAUCCAAGCUCUUAGUGAACUAAUAUGUUAUCUGUUUGAAGUCAGCUGUAGUUGUUAUUUAACUUAUUGACUUGAUCUGACUGGAUUCUUCACAAAAACUAUGAAAUAUCAAAACUUUGACGUGGUCUUCAACUUCUCCAGAAACUCCCGCUUGUUUUAAAUCAUACUAAAUGUUAGAUAUAAUUAAUUUUAACUCAAACUAAUCCACCUUAAUUUAUAUUAACCAAUUAAUAUUUAAAGGGAUAUUCUGGCGUAAAAUUGAUUAACUCGGUGUUACAGUGUGUUUGACCUUAAAUUAAUUUUACGCCGGAAUAUCCCUUUGAGGAACAUUUCAAACUUAAUAUUUAAUGAUAUUGUCAAUUUAAAUCAAAUCGUCUCACUCUAUGAUGGUUUAUGUGAAUUUAAUCUACAAAAGAGACCGAAAAUAAUCCUAAAAGCCACAAAUCUAAACCACCAGUGCCACUUUAUUAGUUUAAAGACUGUAUUUUAAAUGCACAGGGCUUAAAUGAUCAAUAAACAUAAACAUUUUAAUCUCUAAAUCACUAAAUUUAAGUUAUCUUGUUUGUUAAUUUGAUUGAAAUUAAGAUUUUAUAGAGAAUCUCUCAAGACUGUUCUGACACACUCCCUCCCGGUCACAUCGUCUCUCGUUUUCAAACAUCAAACUGUCUGAGAAACUAAAAUGUUUUUUCUGUAAAUAUUCUCCAGUGUUCAGCAAAAAACUGCCGGACUGCCUUCCACGUGACGUGCGGCCUCCACGCCAGCCUUGAAAUGAACACCAUCCUCACAGAGGACGACGAGGUCAAGUUCAAGUCCUACUGCCCCAAACACUCCGGGCUGGAGGGCGCCGAGUCCAGAGACCGAGACUCAGAAGGCGAGGAGGAGAAGGAGAGCGCCAGAGACAAGAAGGGCAAGAGGAGAGGAAGGGUGAGAGAGGAGGAGGACUCUGCCUCUUCCUCUCCGUACGUGGCGCCUCAGCUCGCCACAAGAGCGCCCGAAGAUCUGGAGACGCUCAGCAGCCGCCAGCAGGAGAAAAGAGUCAACCUCCGUAAGCUGAAGCUGCAGGCGAUGGAGGAGGACUUCUACCAGUUUGUGGAGGUGGAGGAGGUGGCCGGUCACCUGAAGCUGCAGCCGGAGGUGGUGGACUUCGUCUUCCAGUACUGGAAACUCAAACGCAAAGCCAACUUCAACCAGCCGCUCCUCACGCCAAAGAAGGACGAGGAGGACAGCCUGGCGCGCCGCGAGCAGGAAGUGCUGCUGCGACGUCUGCAGCUCUUCACGCACCUCCGCCAGGACCUGGAGAGGGUAGGUCUUUACUUCACCUGCGACGAGGCUCACAGGAGCAGAGCAAAUCUGCACUUUCAUCCUGCAGAAGUGAGGAUGUUUACGUUUAGAAAUGAUGAUCUGUCUGAAGAAACCUCUUACUGUUGCUCCUCAGGUGCGUAAUCUCACCUACAUGGUGACGCGAAGGGAGAAGAUGAAGCGCUCGUUGUGGAGAGUCCAGGAGCAGAUCUUCCAACACCAAGUCCGACUGCUGGACCACGAGCUUCUCAAAGGUGAGUCGGAUGAAAAUGGAUGAGAAAAGUAGAGGACCAAAAACACAGCCCUGUGGUACUCCAGUGUUAAUGAGUGUGUGUCUGACUUGUGUGUGUGUGUGUUUCAGGAGAUCCCUCAGCCAAGGAUUUGGAAAAGCUCUUCUCUCUGGGCUGGUUAUCCUCUCAGGGCUCCCAGCCUCGCUCCUCAUGGGGCCACUCCGGACUCAAAACCAAACGGGGGUCUUCAAAGCAGGAACGAAGGAAAAGCAGCGACAGAAGAGGCCUCUUGGACUCCCCGCACACUUUCAGGGCGGACAACCUGAGCGAAUCACUGGAGACUAAAGACAGUAAAGCGUCUGCGCCUGCUGAAGCCACGAGCGAACCCAAAGUCUUAAACUCUGAGAUCCUCCUGGAGAGCCCGUUCCCACAACUUCAGAAGUCAGAGACUUUUCAGGACACGAUGAAUGUCAAACUGCACAAAUCUGAGAGCAGAAAAAGCUCGAGAAGGGAGGUCGAACACGAGGCUCUGGCGAGAAGAAAACGAGACAACGACCACGAACAAGAGGAGAGGAGGAGGAAGAGGAGGAGCGACGCGGUGGAGAGUUUCCCAGGUCAGGGUAGGAUUAGGUACGGGUCUAAACAUCUAGAGAAAACUGUGUCCAUCAGGCUGGUCGAUAUCAGGAGCUCCGACAAUGACGACUAUUUCAUGGAGGAGGGGAUGACGAAAAGAAGCCCCGCCUCCGAAGCGGCUGUCGGGGCCAACGGCUGGCUGAGGAAGGCGAACGGCUCGCACACACCCAGCAGGCAAGUGGGCAGCCAUCUGAGAGGCUGGGGCAAAUUCAGGAUCCCUAAAAGGAACGAAAGACCUCUGAUGGCGAAGGAAGAAGAGGAGGAGGAGGAAGUGGAACGUCACGAACCCGCGCCGCAGAGGCCUCCGAUAAACACGCCAAACCCUAGGACCAGACUCCGCACGGGGGCCGAGAGCGACGGCUACGCCUCCGACUCCAAAACCGGCGACAGCGAGGUGGAGCCGUGCCUGAAACGAUGCCACUCUCACCAGCUGAGGGGUGAGUCUUCUCUGGCUCGCCGCUACGGCUCUGACAUCAUCCGGCGCGGCGUGCUGGCGUCCUGAUGUCUAGAAGAACACUUUGAAAAAUAAGCUGCACUGGAGAGAAGGACAGUCGCUCUUUGUACCUUUAUUUUUCUGGAAGAAUAGAGUAAAACGCCUAGAUUAAAAACAGAGCUGAUAUUUAUUUUUAUUUGUAACAUAUGUAAAUCUGGGAAAUAUUUGACUUUUUACUUUAUUUUCUGCUAGUUCUUAUUUUUAUUUCUUUGUUUUUAAAGUAGAAAGAUGUCAAGUUGCCACUUAAAACGCUUGCUCAGAUUUUUACAAGCAAACACAUCAACAAAGGGAGGAGGUGUGAUCUUUGCUUGGGACCACAUAAGCUUACGAUGUAUUUUUGUUUUUGAGAUAGUAUUAAACUCAGUUGCACUUAGUUGAAAAAGCUGAUAAAUGUCAGUGAACUAGAACUCUAUAGGUUUUAUUUUUAAUCAAGCUAACAGCUAUAAACAGGAAAUCUUACUGCCCUUGUUCUGCUUUUAAACUCCGGCUAUCAUCUUCAUCAUCUUCUUCUUCUUCUUCUUCUCAGACUGUCUUUAACAUGAAAUGAACUCAGACCCACGUUUGACUCGUCAUCAUCAGCACUUAAGUGUAAUUGAACUGCGAUCGUAUCCAUCAUGUGCCUAACUUUUAUUUGAAGCGUUUGCACUACGAGAGGACGGCACAGGUGUGAGGUAUGAGUAGAGUUAUUUUUACACUGAAAAACAGAAUAGAAGCGUUUUUGUACCCUCGGCUGCUGCUGUACUACUGUUAUGCAAAAUGAAAGUUGUUUUUUUUGUCUGUCUUAAAGAUGAAUAAAAAAAAAUAAAAUUACUCGGU
Xyrichtys novacula (pearly razorfish) is the source of this 10820-nucleotide messenger RNA. NCBI's taxonomy places the organism in Eukaryota, Metazoa, Chordata, Actinopteri, Labriformes, Labridae. The record is from the annotation of a GenBank genome assembly.